AUGAGAUCAAUGAUUACACUAUGAUAUCAUUUAUCCUAUUUUACUAUUUUAACUAUUUCUCACAUAUUGUAUCCACCUGCAGCACAUCUUGCACUAGCUAACCUUGUAUCAUCAUGUGCCACCUCACCUUGUACCACCUAUGAUAUAUCUGAACUAGAUCAUCUUGCAUCAACCUGCAGCACAUCUUGUAUGGCUUGAAAGCAUAUUUUGAUUUCUAUGAAACUAUGCCUGAAGAAGUACAUUAGCUAUCUGAAAAGUCAAAAUGGAAAUAAUGGCAUUUUUUAUGAGAAGUACAGAUUUGGCUUGGCAAAUAUUUUCAGUAGGUUCCCUUUGCUUACUCCCCCCCCCCUCCGUGAGCGAACAAAACCAUUAGAAAAAUCGCCAUUUUUUGACCAAAAACCCACCCUCCGUGAGUGAACAAAAUUUUUUUAUAGAAAAAAUUUUAAUGGAAAAAAAUUUUGAUAUAUAAGUGAUAAUUAG
Blepharisma stoltei is the source of this 480-nucleotide messenger RNA. Lineage: Eukaryota; Ciliophora; Heterotrichea; Heterotrichida; Blepharismidae. The record is from the annotation of a GenBank genome assembly.